AUGGACCCCGGGGUCUUAUUACCCUUCCCUACCUUCUUCUGGCAAGGUCCGCUACGAGUUACGGAUUGAACCCUCGAGUCUGAUCUUGUUGUUCUUUGUCUGUUCGGUCGUGGUCACCGUUUGAAGACCGCCGCUCUUCGCCUCAUGCAGAGUACCUCUCUAUAUUGUUGAUAAUAAAGACUCAUCUUUACGUCUUUCUAUAUUUAUAUCCUCCAUGACUGGACAGUCCAAACCAGCACGCCUCUCCCCAUGGGGAAGUGCUGUCGCAGGUGCAACUGGCGCUGUGCUCGCCAAUGCCCUAGUAUAUCCGCUUGAUAUUGUUAAAACCAAGAUUCAGGUUCAAGUCAAGAGUCGGAAAGACACGAGCAGCAACACUGAGGCCACACCCCACUAUGAAUCUACGCUAGACGCGAUCAACAAAAUCUUUCAAGAUGAGGGACUGACGGGUCUAUACAACGGUAUCAAUGGUGCCCUUAUCGGAGUCGCAUCCACCAACUUUGCAUACUUUUACUGGUACUCCGUUGUUCGUGCUUUAUAUAUCGCUUCGGGUCGCGGGUCGAAUACCCCCGGAACAGCUGUUGAGCUUUCGCUCGGUGCAGUAGCUGGCGCCAUUGCACAGAUAUUCACCAUCCCCGUAUCCGUUGUGACGACUCGCCAACAGACGCAAUCAAAGGAUGACAAGAAGGGACUACUUGAAACUGCUCGCGAGGUUGUUGAUGGUGAGGAUGGCUGGACUGGUUUGUGGAGAGGUUUGAAAGCCAGUUUGGUUCUGGUCGUUAAUCCUGCGAUCACGUACGGCGCAUACCAAAGACUCAAGGAAGUUUUGUUCCCGGGCAAGAAUAAUCUGCGUCCAUGGGAAGCAUUCGUGCUCGGAGCAAUGUCGAAGGCAUUGGCAACUCUGGCUACGCAGCCAUUGAUUGUCGCUAAGGUUGGUCUACAAUCGAAGCCUCCACCAAGUCGUCAAGGAAAGCCAUUUAAGGGCUUUAUCGAAGUGAUGCAAUAUAUCAUUGAACACGAGGGAACAUUAAGUUUGUUCAAGGGCAUCGGUCCUCAGAUUGUGAAGGGUCUUCUUGUUCAAGGAUUGCUCAUGAUGACCAAAGAACGAAUGGAGCUUGCGUUCAUUCUACUCUUCGCCUAUCUUCGCAAGUUCAAGGAAGAGAAAUUGAAGAGGUACGCAGAAAGAGCCGCCGCGACCGCUAAGACGAACCUUCCAGUUACGCUUAAAUGAUUUAUCUACUUCGGGGUGUUUUGUUUUUCUCAUUCAUACUUCUGUAGAGUUUAUAUGCAAAUUUUGGGCUGCCGCCAUAUGAGCUGGGACACGCUGUUUCUUUCUUCUUGGAUUGGAUGUAGAUAACGUGUUAAUAGAAUAGAGGUUUGUUGUAUCAGAG
Messenger RNA from Talaromyces stipitatus ATCC 10500, 1388 nucleotides. RefSeq names its product peroxisomal carrier protein, putative. The transcript is spliced from 4 exons. The record is from RefSeq and is a predicted model, not a curated record. NCBI's taxonomy places the organism in Eukaryota, Fungi, Ascomycota, Eurotiomycetes, Eurotiales, Trichocomaceae. Bases 215 to 1228 code for a protein of 337 amino acids. Gene Ontology annotation, biological process: transmembrane transport.